CUGGUGAAGAACCUGAUCAAGCUGAGCGUGAAGGCGGGGAUCCUCCACCGCAACGACCAGUUCAACGCCGAGGAGCUGGCGAUGAUCGAGGAGUUCCGGAGGAAGUUCCUCAACCUGGGGAAGACGGUCAUCAGCUUCCAGGAGGUCGAGUUCUCCUACGACCGGGCCUUCCUCGUGGCGCGCAUGCGCGAGUGCAGGAACCUGUUCCAGGGGAUCGUGCAGAGACAUCUGACGGAGAAGAGCGUGAACAGGAUCGAACUGAUCUUCAGGUUCUUCUCGGAUCCGGCGUUCUUGGAUCAGGCGUUUCGGAAGGAUUAUCCGCACCGGGAGAUCGUGGAUCGGAUCGUGCAGGACCUCCACAAGUCCAUCGAGGAGGGGCGAUUGUGA
This is a messenger RNA of Darwinula stevensoni, 387 nucleotides long. Lineage: Eukaryota; Metazoa; Arthropoda; Ostracoda; Podocopida; Darwinulidae. The record is from the annotation of a GenBank genome assembly.